GGACGGUUGGCAACCCUACACAGAAGUCUGCUAGCAACCAAGGCAAUCGCAAGUAUGUUUUUGGUACAACACCAAGAGCCUCAACUGCCAGAAACUAACCAUUAACUGGUUGGAGAAUGACCAUUUUCCCUAGCAUAAGUAGGCACCAGUGGGUUUUAGAACAGUCUCUAAGCAUGUGUGACAGAAGGCUAAGAUAGUAAACAACAUGACUUAGCAUAAAUUAGAUAAAUUACCAUGUUAGCAUGCUGAAGUUUAGCAUUUGACUCAAAGCACCGAACCAAAUAUUUGAUAUCUAUCAAACCCUUCCAGUAUACACACUGUGGUAAAAGUCUUAUACAUAUUUAUAGAAAACUAAUAAUUCAACAUAAUUAUUAGCUUUCUGUGAAUAGCUCGAAUUAGCAUAUAUAGAGCUGCAAAGGGUGCUAAUGUCUCAAAGAAAUACUGUGUCCAAUUAAGGAGAUCAAAAUGAAAAUUAAAUGUCUGAAUAUCAAAGGCAGCUAUAAAUAGACUGUCAUUCAUCCAAUUCACAUCCUACAGCCUUCAAUAAAUCCAUUCACGAAGCUCAUGAGAUACUUAGAUUAGCUAUAUAUGUUGAGGUUGUGCUGCACUUCCCCAGUUUUCAUGGUGUGCUUGCCUGCAUGAUAGCAAAAGAAACAAAUUUGCAAGUAGAGAUUGUCUAAUUUCAUGUGACUCCUAGCAGUAAAAGUGGCCCAGACUAUGCACAUUAAUGUUAUAAUGAGCAAGGUUGUCAGGUCAGCUGAACAAAGGUUGACCAAAUUGAGCAGCAUGCAUGUAUAUUGUAGUAAUGAUUGCCUAAUGAUCUUUCUAUCAACUGCACAAUCCCAAUACUCAUUUCAGUGCUUCAUGAUAUGUGUGCACCACAGCUGGGUAAGUCACAGCCCAGUGGUUUGCCACAAUGGCGGCCAGUCAUUGACGCCAGCCAUGAGCCUGUCAUGCAUUCACACCACGUACCCACGGUCACAAUAGCCUCAUCAGUAGCCUUAUUCAAUCAGUCUUCACAGACUGAGUCGACUCGGGUGCUGCAGACCCAGCCAGCCAUCCACUGAUCUGCAUGACAGCGGCAUCAACAAUCAGAGCGUCACUCCUUAAAUCUCCUUGAAGUGAUCUCUGAUUUCCGUUGAUUGUGUCCUACCAUUAUUCCACUCAGCAUUUUCAAGUAUGUCCAUGUGAUUAGUACAGCGAAUGAAGGGAGAAUGGGACACUGUGACACUGUUUCUACUAAUUACUUUAGCAGCAGUGCACAAAAUAGGUGGACGGAGACAUUGGGCUUAUGUAGGUCAACGAAUAGACAGGAAAUUCAAGAUAUUUACAUAAACAUUUACAUUUCUGUGGCUUCGGAAUAGAAGCUUGAAGGAUAAAGCAAUAAAACACUAAGACACGAUGGUGGUGCAACACUCAUGGCUACCAAUAUCAUGAGAGCGGUAUCGAUUCCUACAUUCCACAUACAAAGAGUCAGACGGGACUUAUCAAUAUCUUUAUCAAUCAGUCAAUCAAACCUAAUGAAUUCUUGCUUGUCCUUCAGGCCAGCAUAUCAUGAGCAGAGGUUUGAGGCCACACAAAUGUUUAUGGCUGCUUUUAAAGCAGCAUGCUCUAGAAAAGGCAUAAAAGGGAGAAAUUGAGCCCAAUCUUUAUGAACAUUUAUGCUUCAGUUUUCUUUGUAAUGUGACGUCAAAGUCACUAAAGUUGUAUAAUGUUAAAGAAAACUUGCUCUAACCAAACUUUUAAGUGUUUAUUGUGAUUAUCCAAUCACUACUAUGCUUUGAUAUACUGCACAAUAUUCAUUAUUUCUGCAUAACACCAAAAUAAAUGAAUAAAUCACAAUGCAGUGAUAUCUGUAAUAUUCCAGAGUUUAAUGAGUGGGUUAGAGCAGACAAAGCUGAAUGACUUGCUUGCAAGUGGCACUUCAUUUUCAACAACAUAAUUGUUCUCAACCCUUGCACUGCUCUGAAUCCCAACACAUUUCACAAAUGAUCUGCCUGUAAAGGACUGAAGACAUGUCUGAAAGCAGCUUCUUUCAUUUCAGGAGAUAUCUCUUAAAGAUGUUUCCACGAUCAGGGAAAUCGAUUGUCUUUGACAACUUUCCAGAUCCGACCGACACCUGGGAAAUCAUCGAGACAAUUGGUAAAGGGACCUAUGGAAAAGUCUAUAAGGUGCUUAAUAAAAUAGAUGGAAGUAAAGCAGCUGUGAAGAUACUGGAUCCGAUCCAUGAUAUCGAUGAGGAAAUUGAAGCUGAAUACAACAUCCUCAAAGCUCUUUCUGACCAUGCCAAUGUGGUCAAGUUUUACGGGAUGUAUUACAAGAAGGACAUCAAAUGUGGGGAUCAGCUGUGGCUCGUACUAGAGCUCUGCAAUGGUGGCUCUGUGACAGAUCUGGCCAAGGGCAUGCUGAAGAGAGGAGACCGAAUGGAUGAAUCCAUUAUUGCCUACAUCUUGCACGAGUCCCUCAUGGGCCUCCAACACCUGCACAUCAACAAGACCAUCCACCGUGACGUCAAAGGCAACAACAUCCUAUUGACGACGCAGGGAGGGAUCAAGCUCGUGGACUUUGGCGUUUCAGCCCAGCUGACAAAUACCCGUCUGAGGAGGAACACCUCAGUGGGAACCCCCUUCUGGAUGGCUCCCGAGGUAAUAGCAUGUGAGCAGCAGUUGGACUCCACCUACGACGCCCGUUGUGAUGUCUGGUCCCUGGGCAUCACAGCUAUAGAGCUAGGAGAUGGAGACCCGCCCCUCUCUGACCUUCACCCAAUGAGAGCCCUUUUUAAAAUACCCAGAAACCCGCCGCCUACUCUCCACCAGCCGGAGCUCUGGUCAGAUGAGUUUAAUGACUUCAUCUGCAAAUGUCUGAUUAAGGACUUUGAGCUGAGACCGAAUGUGCAAGACCUGCUCCAGCAUGUGUUCAUCAAACAGACUGUCGGCAGAGAGAAAAUCCUGCAAAAACAAUUGAUUGAGCUCAUUGAUCUCAACCAGCAAAUUGGAGUGAUUGAAAAAACAAGCCAUCAUGGAAAGACAGACAGAAGCUCAGACAGUAAUGACAGGCAUGAGCGUAUUCAUACCAAAAAAGGAAGCCACAUGAAGACACAGGACGCAGACGAGGUGGAUGACCUCGCCACCCUUGAGGUUCUAGAUGAGAACACUGUCGCAGAUCAGCUUCAGAAUCGCUAUGGAAAAGAUCAAAUUUACACAUAUGUGGGCGACACCCUCAUUGCAGUCAAUCCUUUCCAUACAAUGGAGAUAUACACGCCUGAGCACACUAAGAUGUACAUAGGAGCUAAGCGUACAGCUAACCCACCACACAUCUUCGCUGUGGCUGAUACUGCCUACCAAUCUAUGGUUUCAUACAAUGCUGAUCAGUGUAUUGUGAUCAGUGGGGAAAGUGGAGCAGGGAAAACAGAGAGUGCUCAUCUGCUGGUGCAGCAGCUAACGGUUCUCGGGAAGGCCAAUAAUAGGACACUCCAGGAGAAGAUCCUGCUGGUCAACAGCUUGGUGGAGGCAUUUGGAAAUGCCUGCACUGUCAUCAAUGACAACUCCAGCCGCUUUGGCAAGUACCUGGAAAUGAAGUUCAACGGUGGUGGAACAGUGGUCGGAGCACAGAUAUCCGAGUAUCUGCUGGAAAAAUCCAGAGUUGUCCACCAGGCGAUGGGGGAGAGGAACUUCCACAUCUUUUACUACAUUUAUGCUGGUCUGGCUGACAGGAAGAAGCUAGCCCACUACAAGCUCUCUGACAGCAAAACACCUAAGUAUCUGUACCACGAGAACAUUAAACUUGGGCCUGACAUAGUGAACAACGCUUCCUACAAGGAGCAGUUUGAUGCAGUCGAGCAGUGUUUCAAAGUCAUUGGAUUCACCCUGGAGGAGCUCGGAAAUGUUUACAGCACACUGGCUGCCAUCCUCAACUCUGGGGACAUUGAGUUUUCUCCAGUUGCCUCAGAGCACCAAACAGACAAGAGCAACAUCUGCAAUAUGUCUGUCUUGGAGAACGUGGCAUCUCUGCUUCGUAUCCGCUCAGACGAGCUGCAGGAAGCCCUGACCUCCCACUGUGUUGUGGCCCGCGGAGAGACGAUCGUCAGACCCAACACAGUGGAAAAAGCAGUGGAGGUGAGGGACGCCAUGGGUAAAGCUCUCUACAGCCGCCUCUUCAGCUGGAUUGUCAACCGAAUCAACGCGCUGCUGCGGCCUGACAGCCAAGGAGAGGACGACAAGGGCCUUAACAUCGGCAUCUUGGACAUAUUUGGUUUUGAAAACUUCAAGAAGAACUCUUUCGAGCAGCUCUGCAUCAACAUUGCCAACGAGCAGAUCCAGUUUUACUUCAACCAGCACAUCUUUGCGUGGGAACAGGAUGAGUACCUGAAUGAAGAAGUUGAUGCUCGGAUGAUCGAGUACGAGGACAACCGGCCACUCCUGGACCUGUUCUUGCAGAAGCCCAUGGGGAUGCUGUCACUUCUGGAUGAAGAGAGCCGCUUCCCGCAGGCCACUGACCAGACACUCGUAGAGAAAUUUGAAGGUAAUCUCAAGACAAAAAGCUUCUGGAGGCCAAUGAGGGUUGACCUGGGCUUUGGGAUUCACCACUAUGCUGGAAAGGUGAUUUACAAUGCCACGGGCUUCUUGGCCAAGAACAGAGAAACCCUUCCAGCUGACAUUAUCCUGCUGCUGAGGUCGUCGGAGAAUGAGCUCAUUCGCAAGCUUGUCACUCACCCCCUCACCAGAACAGGCAACCUUGCCCACACCAAGGGUAAAGGCAUAAACACAAUACGGAGCCCACGGACCCCGACACGCACCAUCACCCUCGCCAAGAUGGGAGUGCUAAGUUUAUACAGUUCUUUUUCUUUUAGCGAGCGUUCUCUGGAAUUAAAGCCUGCAAAAAAAAUCUUGCUUGAUCCAGGUGAAUCUGGAGACACGCCUUACCACCCUAGAGAAACCACCAACAUGAGAACACAGACAGUGGCCUCCUACUUCAGAUACUCUUUGAUGGACCUUCUGUCCAAGAUGGUGGCAGGUCAGCCUCACUUUGUGCGCUGCAUCAAGCCCAACAACGAUCGCCAUGCCAACAAGUUUGACCGUGAAAAGGUUCUGGUCCAGCUUCGAUACACUGGUGUUCUGGAGACUGCCAAGAUCAGACGCCAGGGUUACUCUCACCGCAUCCUGUUUGCUAACUUCAUUAAGAGGUACUACUUAUUGGCUUACCAUGCUAACGAGGAGCCCGCUGCAACCCCAGAAACAUGUGCUGCAAUACUGGAGAAGGCCAAGCUGGAAAACUGGGCUAUGGGAAAGACGAAGGUGUUUCUCAAGUAUUACCACGUUGAACAUCUGAAUCUGAUGGUACAGCAGACAACACAGCGAAUCAUCCUGGUCCAGGCUUGUGUUCGAGGCUGGCUUGGAGCCAAGCGGUACCGGCGGAUAUUAAAAGAGCGAGAACAAAGUGCCCUGGUGCUGCAGUCAGCAUACAGAGGCCAUCAAGCUCGGAAGAGGGUAGCUGAUGAGAAAAGCAAAGCAAAGUUGGAGGCCUUCAUCAUCCAGUUUCAGGCUGUUUGCCGAGGCUAUCUCGCAAAAAAGAGGUACAAAGAGAUGGUAGAUGAGAAGAAUAAAGCAGCAACCAAGAUUCAGGCUCGCUACAGAGGGCAUAAAGAAAGGAAGAGCUUUAAAAGAAAGCUGGAAGCCAGAGAGAAAGAGAAAGCAGAGACUGCUUCGAAAGAAAAUGAGGAACAGAUAGCAAAACCAGAAAAUGAUGCAGAGAACGAGGAGGAGGAAACUAAAGCUGCAGUGGUUCUUCAAAGCAACUAUAGGGGCUACAAAGAGAGAAAAAAGUUUAAGGAGAGAAAAAAGACGAUGGCUGGAGCAGAGCUGGAAUUGCCAAAUGCAACAGCGGAAGAGGGACAGGAAAAAGAUGUCCAAGAGUUGGCUAACAAAGAAGGAGUAGGUGAAAAGUCAGCUGAUAAACAAGAGGAGAAUGAGGAAGAUGAAGAAAGUACUUAUGAAGCAGAGGAGAAUGAUGACAGUGAUAAUACUCAGGUGCCAGAAGAUGAGCACACAGAAGUGGCAGAGGAAGCAGUGAUUCAGGAUGCUGAGCCUAAAAAAGAAGAGCAGGAGGAUGGUGGACAGAAAAAAACUGCAGGUGAGGAAGCUGCUGAUUUAGAAGAGGAAACCAAGGCGGCCACUGUUCUCCAGAGUAACUUCAGGGGCUACAAAGAGCGGAAGAAACUAGAGGAAGAAGGCAAAAUCCCAGCUAAGAAACAGAAAGCAAAAAGUCCUGCAGGGGACGAAGUGCUGGAAAAGGAACCAGGUAGUGACGAGGCAGAAAAAGAAGCCUCGACAACAGCUGAAAAUGCAGAUGAGACCAAAGCGGCUGUAGUGCUUCAGAGCAAUUUCAGAGGCCACAAGGAGCGCAAACGACUCGAAGAGGAGGGAAAGCUCCCCAAGAAAAGGCAGAAGGAGAAAGAUGUUCCAUCAGAGCCUCCAAAGGAGGAAGAGACAGAGGAAUCUCUUCCAGAACCCCAGGAGAACAUUUCUAGUGAGAACCGAGAAGGGCUGGAUGAAGAGAAAGCAGCUACUGUCAUCCAGAGUAACUUCCGAGGCCACCGGGACCGAAAGAAAAUGAAAGCUGAGAGGGAAGUGCAAUUGAAAGCUAAGGAGGAAUCUGGGACUCCCACUGAUGCAGAACAGGAGGAGGCUGUGGACAUCACUGAUGUGGUAAUUGAACGUAAAGAUGAGACAGACGUUGAAAACCAAAGACUGGAGGAAGAACACGCUGCAGUGAAGAUCCAGAGUAACUUCAGAGGGUACAAGGACAGGAAGAACCUGAAGGCCAACAAGGAAGCUGCACAGAAAGAGACAAGAAGGCUGGAGAGCUUCUCCAGACAGAUCGCAAAGACGUCUGAGGACUUUCUGACUCUGCAGCAGAAGCUAAAUGAGAUCAUCCAGGCCCAUCAAUCAGACCCUGAGAACAAUGGCAUGUUGUUUGUGAGAGGAAACGCAAUCAAUGGUAGCUUCACUCCCCAGCGUCGCCAUUCAACUGACAAAAGAUUGUCGAGAACCCCCCGCAGGAACCAGCAGCCAAAGACCCUGAAUACACCAGAGGACUCCACCUAUUACAACCUGAUUCAUCGGUCUGUCCAAGAUGAUAAACGCAAACCCAGGAAAGAGGGCUCAGGGAAACUGUUGGAUGUGGAUGACCACUACUACCCAGCCCUCUCUACCAGCCGUUCUGAACCCUCCAUGUCCAAAGAGAACACAUCAUCCAUGCCUGAGAGGAAGCAAUCUAUAGGGAGGAGGCAGUCAAUGGAAAGGAGGCGGUCCGUAGAGAGGAAGCAGUCCAUGGACAGGAGACGAUCUAUGGAUAGAAGGCAGUUUGGGGACAGGAGGCAGUCUGUAGAGCAGAGACUGACUGCUCCCAGUCGACAGAUCCGAGAGAGGGCCGCCACUGAACCAGAGCGUCCCAAAUCUGCCAAAGAAAACAGACGCUCUGUUCCCAGAAUGGCCUCCACAGAGAGCCGGACUGAAGAGAAUCCAUACGACUUCAGACAUCUACUGAGGAAGACCUCGCAGAGACAAAGGCUGAUCAAACAUUACUGAAUACAGGAAGUGACUUUUGGCUAUUCGGGACUUGAUCAGUCGGGAUCGCUGAUCGCACCAUGUGGCAGUUUGUUCUGGUGUCCUGCUAACCACAGCACAUGUUUCAUUUAUUUUAUUGAUCUUCAGACACAUUGUACAACAGUUUGGGUAGGAAAUGAAACUCCUCUGGACUUAACUGGACAGACUGUAUUGAUUUCCAUGCAUACAGUGAACACAGAGUACAGUCAAUGUAAAUAACAAGAUGUCAUACUUUUAAACUUGCUGUAAAAUAAGGUUUUAUUUAUGAGACCAACAGUUUAGUUACUGGUAUUCUGUAUUUCCAAUGUUUUUUCUUCGAUAUCUUUAUUUUCUUUCAAAAAAUUUGCAGGUUGUGCUCUUAAAACUUUGCAUUUCAAGUCAUUCUGAAGACUAAUCAGCUUCAUAUUGUGAAGAAUGUACAUUAUUUUAUCUGCUCAAAUGUUCAGUUUGUUCAAUUAAACAAAAAAAUA
Haplochromis burtoni (Burton's mouthbrooder) is the source of this 8074-nucleotide messenger RNA. RefSeq names its product myosin IIIA (gene myo3a). The record is from RefSeq and is a predicted model, not a curated record. Gene Ontology annotation, cellular component: myosin complex. The coding region runs from base 2016 to 7586 and encodes 1856 amino acids. The transcript is spliced from 38 exons. Gene Ontology annotation, biological process: protein phosphorylation. Gene Ontology annotation, molecular function: cytoskeletal motor activity; protein binding; protein kinase activity. NCBI's taxonomy places the organism in Eukaryota, Metazoa, Chordata, Actinopteri, Cichliformes, Cichlidae.